CUGUAACACGAGCAACUUCUAAGUCACCCCCAUGCCACUACCUCUGAAAUCUGACGCUCUGCACAGCUACAAGGUUUAUCCAAGGACAAGUUACAGGAACGUACCACGCUGUCUCCCAAACGUAAGCUCUCUGCCAAUUCACCCAAGGAACAUCAAUGCCCCUUAAGGAAUAUAUCCAAACUGAUAGAGACCCUGAAGGAACUGUAGACAAGGACAGAAAGAAAAAAGACAAGGUGAUAAAAUGCAAAGCAGCAGUGAUAUGGGAGAAAAGUGCACCCUUCUCUAUUGAGGAAGUUGAAGUGGCCCCCCCAAAGGCCAAUGAAGUCCGUAUAAAGAUUGUCGCUACUGGUAUUUGCCGGUCCGAUGAUCAUGCAAUUGAGGGGAAACUGAGUACAGUAAAAUUCCCAGUUAUACUUGGCCAUGAAGGUGUUGGUAUUGUGGAGAGCACUGGAGAAAGUGUUAAGCACAUUAAGCCAGGAGAUAGAGUCAUCCCACUUUUUGUACCUCAAUGUGGACAAUGUAUAUGUUGCAAAGACCCAAGGAGUAAUAUGUGCAUUGCAGGCAAAAUGAAAAAAGCUGUAGGACUCAUGUCGGACGGCACCAGCAGAUUUACCUGCAAAGGGAAGCAAAUCUACCACUUCAUGAACACCAGCACUUUUACUGAAUACACUGUAGCUGAGGAAAUGUCAGUUGCUAAGAUCGACAGUGGUGCAUCCCUAGAUAAUACCUGUCUCAUUGGAUGUGGCUUCUCCACUGGAUAUGGGUCUGCAUUAAAUUCCGCCAAGGUGCACCCAGGGUCUACUUGUGCCAUAUUUGGUUUAGGAGGAAUUGGCCUUGCUGUCAUUAUGGGCUGUAAGAUAGCUGGGGCAGCUCGCAUCAUUGGAGUAGAUAUCAAUCCUGACAAAUUCAACAUAGCAAAGGAACUAGGAGCGACUGAAUGUAUAAACCCCAAGGAUUAUGAUAAACCAGUACCACAAGUGAUUCUGGAGCAGACUGGAGGUGGCGUGGACUAUGCAUUUGAAUGUGUUGGGCACAUUGAGACCAUGCUAGCUGCCCUUAACUCAAGUCAUUUUGCAUAUGGCACAACAGUGAUAGUCGGAGUGUCUGCACCAGAAUCAACCAUCUCCUUUGAUCCAAUGAUCCUGCUGACUGGGCGCACAAUUAAAGGCUCUGUCUUUGGAGGCUGGAAGAGUAAGAAUUCUGUUCCACAACUGGUUUCAGAUUCUUUGGCAAAGAAAUUCGACCUUGAAAAGUUGGUAACCCAUCGAUUACCAUUAAAUAAAAUUAAUGAAGGGUUUGAUCUUUUACGUUCUGGAAAGAGUAUUCGAACAAUCUUGUUGGUUUAAACAAUGGAAAGAUAUUGCAUUUACCACCACAGAAUUAUCUAAGAUGCACUUCUUCGUGUUCAAGUAUCAGGAUACAUUUCUUGAAAAAAUAAAGUCAAAAACAAUUUUAUUUACUGCAGUGCGAAUUUUUAAACAAAAAAUUAUUUUUUCAAAAUAUAAAACAUAAUAAACUGAAUAUAGGGCAAAUUCUCAUAAGUAACAAUGUGUUCUGCAUUUGCAAAAUAAAGGCUUAAUCUGACCAAGUUCUGCUUGUUUGGUAAGGUGGCAAUGACAUUCUUCAACCCAAACAUGGCCUAGGCCAGGGAAUAAUAUUCCCUAUGUGUUCCCUAUAUACCCCUCAGGAACACCUAGAAAUCAAGGACAAUGAGAUCCAUUUUUCAAAUACAAGUUAAAUAAAAACACGGUAUAGAUUACAUCAAGUUUAUUUUUAGCAAUUUUAAAAUAAAGAGCUGAGCUGUACUGUACAGACAUGCACUAUUCUUCUAUCUGGAAGAGAAAUACAGCAUUAUAAUAUUAAGCGUC
Xenopus tropicalis (tropical clawed frog) is the source of this 1868-nucleotide messenger RNA. RefSeq names its product alcohol dehydrogenase 1C (class I), gamma polypeptide (gene adh1c). Bases 156 to 1346 code for a protein of 396 amino acids. The record is from RefSeq and is a predicted model, not a curated record. Gene Ontology annotation, molecular function: oxidoreductase activity; alcohol dehydrogenase (NAD+) activity; zinc ion binding. The transcript has 9 exons. NCBI's taxonomy places the organism in Eukaryota, Metazoa, Chordata, Amphibia, Anura, Pipidae.